AUGACCAAGGUGGCGCCGGCGGGUCCAGCCGUGUCGCUGGUCCACACGCGCUUUGAGGUGCGCUGGACGCGAUUCUCAGUCGUUGUGAGUCUCGCGAUGGCCCUCAACAUCGUCUCCAUGGUAUGUUCCUUUCACUCGAUCCUGCCGACACCUUCCGUGUGGCCGAUGAAGGCGUACUUGACCGAGCAGCUGCCGUGGCGAGGCGACAACACGCCAUACCCCGUCUACGACUCGUACGCUGCCUUUAGCGCCUCGUACUUGGCCGAGAACCAAGCGCGCUUCAACCGGUCCACACUCCUGCACCAGCGAUCGUACUACGUUGACGACGCGACGCGCACCGAUGUCAUCCGUGUCGCUCUCGACAUGCGCCGACGCACGCACGACGACUGCAUCGACUUUCUCUUGGGUCUGCCGGGCCUCAUCUUUUACGGUGGCAACAUGCGUCGCUUUCUUUGCGACUUUGCCGCAUCGCCCCGUGGACUCAAUGGGACGGACGACCAGCGCUGGCACCAACGCGGUGUCUGCCAGUACGGCUUGUUUGCCGGCACCACCGUCGGCAAACAGUGCAUUUGGCUCACGACCGGCGACGACCUGACACAGGAUGACGCACCGGGGGUCUUUACCCUCACGUUUAUCUUUCAGCUGCCCCGGUUUUAUGUGUGGCUCUGGGUCAAAUUCGGGUACCGCUGUCUCAUUAGCUUGUACGUGUGCUUCGAAAUGUGGCGCGAGUACUACCGCCACUGCACACACCUCUGCGCGAUCGUCCAGCGCUUUGGCCAUACCGUUCCGACGCCGACAUCUUUGGCGUGGCAGUACGACCUCGUGAUGGGGGACCCGACCGCGCUCAUCCUACUCGAUCCGGUCGUCUCGGCUGCCUUUACGCUCGACGUGUGGCUCAGUAUGGAGUACAUGGGCAUUGCCAUGGUGCGUGCGACGCAAAUCGCCGAUCUCUACACGCUCUUUCUCGCGUUCAUGUACUUUUCCCGCACGGUUUGGUUUGCCUAUUUGGCACUGAGCGUCUCGUCCAAAGUUCUCAAACGCUUUGCGAAGGAACACGUCUUUGCCGGCGUGGACCCGACGGUGGUCGCGAUUUGUGUCGCCGUGUACGUCGUCCCAGUCGACUACCUCCAAGCCAACACCCGCAUCGUAAAUGCGUACUACUGGCUCUUCCGUGUGCCAGCCUCGCGCGACACGCAAGACGAGCAAGUCGACGUGCUGCUUGGCUGUGUGCUCUUGACCAUCUCGAUAGCUCUCUUUCCCGUACUCUAUGGGGUUGCCCGAUCGCGCUGCCGGUCAACGCCAGCAUUGUCGAGCCGCCGUGCCGCAUACAGCAGCCAAGCGUACAACGGCGUGAAAGCGCGGCUCGUGCUCUUCGUCUUGCGCCGCUUUCGUCGACGCGAUCGCCAAGCGCUUGCCUUUGGCGGCACCUUGUACGCUGUGUUUGAGGCCAACCCGCGCUACAAGAGGUAUCCGACGAUCAGUCUUCGGUCCGUCGACUGCUUUCUCGUUUGCAAAAGCCAUGGAGUCCCCAAGCAAAUGAUUCGUCUCAGUCUCCUGCGGAGCUUGGACUGCCACCCGACGAACCCGCACUUGACAAUCACGGACGGCAGCACCGAGAGCGUCGUCAACGUUUUGGACCGCAUCGAAUGCACGGGCACGUCGUUUUGCAUACACCGGGGCAUUGCGCGCACUGCGUGGUGCAUGUAGCCGACAGACAUAAGAACGUAUUGGCUAUAUAUGUGACCACGUUCGUAGCCCA
Saprolegnia diclina VS20 is the source of this 1759-nucleotide messenger RNA. RefSeq lists its product as hypothetical. The transcript is spliced from 3 exons. The record is from RefSeq and is a predicted model, not a curated record. The coding region runs from base 1 to 1707 and encodes 568 amino acids. Lineage: Eukaryota; Oomycota; Saprolegniomycetes; Saprolegniales; Saprolegniaceae.